UGCAGAGAACCAACUCGCCUGUCCAGAUCACAACAGGAAGCACAUACCACUUUGGAGGUUAUUUUUUAAGAACCAGAGCAUCUCCUGUCCAGCGUUCAUUCCAGGGCUGCAUGCAGCUCAUUCAGGUGGACGAUCAGCUGGCUGACCUAACCGCAGUUGAGCAGGGAAGGAUGGGAGCCUUCGAGAACGUCAGCCUGGACAUGUGUGCCAUCAUUGACAGAUGUAUGCCAAACCAAUGUGAACAUGGAGGCCGAUGCAGUCAGACCUGGGACGGCUUCACAUGCACCUGUGAUGGGACAGGAUACACAGGAGCCACCUGUCACACAUCUGUUUAUGAGCAGUCCUGUGAAGCCUACAAGCAUUUGGGGAGAUCAUCUGAUUCCUACUGGAUUGACCCAGAUGGAAGCGGACCAUUAGGUCCUUUUAAAGUCAUCUGCAACAUGACAGAGGACAAGGUCUGGACAACUGUGGUGAAUGACUUAGCGGCGCAGACAGCGGUGACUGGCUCCAGCCGGGAGAGACGGACAGUGCUGCAGCUGAACUACAGUGCCUCUAUGGAGCAGGUCACAGCUAUAACCAACAGCGCUGAACACUGCGAGCAGCACGUAGCCUACGCCUGCCGAAUGUCACGCCUACUCAACACACCAGAUGGGACGCCUUACACAUGGUGGGUCGGCCGCGGUAACGAGAAGCACUUUUACUGGGGCGGCUCUGUGCCGGGCAUUCAGAAAUGCGCAUGUGGCAUUGAGCGCAACUGCACCGACUCCAAAUACUACUGCAACUGUGACGCCGACCAGAAGCAGUGGAGGGAUGAUUCCGGGCUUCUGGUUUAUAAAGACCACUUACCGGUCAGCCAAGUGGCUGUCGGGGACACAAAUCGACCCGGCUCAGAGGCCAAGUUGACCGUGGGACCUCUCCGUUGCUAUGGAGACCGAAGCUAUUGGAACGCGGCGUCAUUUAACACGCCAUCCUCGUACCUGCACUUCUCCACUUUUCAAGGAGAAACGAGUGCAGAUAUCUCCUUUUACUUCAAGACCUCUGCUCCCUAUGGCGUGUUCCUGGAAAACCUUGGAAACACGGAUUUCAUCCGUCUGGAGUUGAAAUCCCCCACGGUGGUGUCGUUUUCGUUCGAUGUAGGAAACGGGCCGGUGGAACUGAACGUGUACUCUCCUACCCUGCUGAACGAUGACCAGUGGCACCGGGUCAGUGCGGAGAGGAACACGAAAGAGGCCAUUCUGCAACUAGACCAGAAAUACAAGGAGGUCAGACCUGCACCUACACAGGGACACACACGCCUGGAGCUCUACAGUCAGCUUUAUGUGGGUGCAGCGGGAGGUCAGAAAGGAUUUCUUGGAUGUAUCCGCUCUCUGAAGAUGAACGGGAUGGCCCUUGACUUAGAAGAGAGGGCAAAUGUCACUCCGGGUGUAAAACCUGGCUGUUCGGGUCACUGCACCAGUUUUGGGAUGUAUUGCCGUAAUGGCGGCAAGUGUGUGGAGAAAUACAACGGCUAUUCCUGUGACUGCUCUACCACCGCUUAUGAUGGGCCUUUUUGUUCAAAAGAUGUUGGUGGUUUCUUUGAGGCGGGAACACUGGUCAAGUAUAAUCUGGUACCUGAAGUGGUCGCUGCAGCUUCCAGCCUGGAUGAGAAGAGCGUAAUCCACAACCUUCCUGUCGAGACCAACCUGACACAUGAAGAUCUGACCUUCAGCUUCAGCACCUCCACUUCUCCCAGCCUUCUGGUUUAUAUCAGCUCGAAAACCCAGGAUUACAUGGCCGUGGUCCUCCGUCAAAAUGGUUCCCUGCAGCUGCGGUACAGCUUGGGUGGUCUCAGAGAACCCUUCAGUAUCGAUAUUGACCAGAGGAACUUGGCCAAUGGGCAGCCCCACACCGUCAACAUCUCGCGAGUGGAGAGAGACAUAGAAGUGCAGCUGGAUCAUUAUCCUCCCGUCAGCUACACGCUGCCUGAAGCCUCAGACACGCAGUUCACCCUGGUCAAGUCACUCUUCCUGGGUAAAGUCUUUGAAACUGGUUACAUCGAUCCUGUGCUUAUAGAAAAAUACAACACACCCGGGUUUGUGGGUUGCCUGUCCAGAGUGCAGUUCAACAGCAUUGCUCCUCUGAAAGCUGCUCUCAGGUCCCGCGGUUCUGCCCCCGUCUCACACCAGGGUAAACUGGUGGAAUCCAACUGCGGAGCAUCACCCCUCACCAUCCCACCCAUGUCUGCUGCAACCGACCCGUGGCACCUAGACGCAGGUGCUGAUUUCCCCUUCAAUGAGGAAAGAGUGAUACCGGAUGGAGUAAAUAGGAAUUCAGCUAUAAUAGGAGGUAUCAUUGCAGUGGUGAUCUUCACUAUUCUGUGCACACUGGUGUUUCUGAUCCGGUACAUGUUCCGCCAUAAAGGCACUUACCACACCAACGAGGCCAAGGGGGGAGAGUCGUCAGAGUCAGCCGACGCGGCCAUUAUGGGCACCGAGCCCAAUUUCACAGAGACCAUCGAUGAAAGCAAGAAAGAAUGGUUCAUAUAAUGGGGGCGUACAGACUCUUUCAGAAUCUUUUUUUGAGUAUCAGAACUAAUGUUUUGGGAUCAAGCUCAUCACCAGUUUGAGAAACUGUCCUGUACAUAGUGACUGGCUUGUCUCUUUCUAUUGUGUUUUGGCAGAAGUCUUUUAAGUGUGUAAUCUCUGGAUCACAUGUUAAUAAAUCAAAUCACAAGGUUUUUUUUUUUGUUUGUUUGUUUGUUUGUUUUUUUGUUGUUGUUUUUUACAGAAACCUGCCAAAAUCCUCUUUUAUGGAAAAUUGUAAUAUAAGUUUAAUCAUUUUCUUCAUGUUCUUUUGCCUAAUCUUACAAAAACUCCUUGUGUGGAAGAUGUUUAGACAGACUGUAAUUGUUAAACACUCUAUAUGAAUAUUUUUAUUUAAUUUAUUGCACCAAUAACAGAGAUAUAAUUUAAAGAUGACAUCAGAUCAGCGUGGGAAGAAAAACAAGGCAUGCACCAAGAAUUAUGUCAAAUUGACUCUGUCUGUUUGUAGCCUUCUGCACAGCUAUGCUUAUUUAUUUCUUGUGGAAGCCUUCAGAUUAUUGUCCCUUGGCAAACACCUCUCAGUCUUAAGUAUUUGUUUUGCUGAAGGCAUGUAUCAUGGCAUAAAGAUGUUAUUUUGAGAGAUCAUUUUGUCUGUGAUUCAUUUAUGUAGGCUGUGGUAAAGCAUUGGCAUAGUGGCAUCUAUUUGGCACAUGAAAAUGCAAACGUAUCAUCAGUGUUUGUCAUUUCAGAUGACUACUGACACCCAAUUUAAUGACUUAAUUCAAGGUGCCUUUAGGAUUUAGCCAGCCGUCUGUGGAGAAUUUACUUUGGAUAAAUAGGUAAAAGGAGAAUCUCAACCAAUCAAAUGGCUGUUUGAAUUUAUUUGAUGACACAACAUAUAUGAGUUAAGAUGUGUUCCGAACAGCAAUGUUAUAUAAAUGUUCAGAAUGGAUGAUUAUAUGUAUGCUACAACAUUUUAAGAAUUUAUUGCACUGUGCAUUUUGUGAAAUUACUUUCGACAUGUUAAAAACUUAUUUAAGUAUUAUUGACUUUUUUGGAAUAAAAUGUCAAAUAAAACAUAAUUUACAUACA
Messenger RNA from Cyprinus carpio (common carp), 3614 nucleotides. Its product is annotated as contactin-associated protein-like 2. The record is from RefSeq and is a predicted model, not a curated record. The transcript has 16 exons. The coding region runs from base 111 to 2525 and encodes 804 amino acids. Lineage: Eukaryota; Metazoa; Chordata; Actinopteri; Cypriniformes; Cyprinidae.